Messenger RNA from Cydia strobilella, 1533 nucleotides. RefSeq names its product zinc finger protein 846-like. Gene Ontology annotation, molecular function: RNA polymerase II cis-regulatory region sequence-specific DNA binding; DNA-binding transcription factor activity; zinc ion binding. Gene Ontology annotation, cellular component: nucleus. The transcript has 6 exons. Lineage: Eukaryota; Metazoa; Arthropoda; Insecta; Lepidoptera; Tortricidae. The record is from RefSeq and is a predicted model, not a curated record. Gene Ontology annotation, biological process: regulation of transcription by RNA polymerase II. Bases 101 to 1489 code for a protein of 462 amino acids.
CACUGUCAAAAUGGUUGAUGUGUUGUGCAUUACUGUGUUUAAAUUGCUGAAUUAUCAAUAUUUUAGCUUUUUUACUCAAUUUCUAACCGAAAAAUACUAAAUGAUGAACAUGUGCAGAACUUGCCUCAAAACUCCAGCUGAUAAGCGUAUUUUGGAGCUGGAGAAUGUCAUAAAAGAUGGCAACAAGAACUCUUUCCACAUUAUGCUGUUUUGUUUAGAUAUAGAGGUCAUCGAAGACUCUAAAAUAACAACGAAUUUAUGUAACAAUUGCUACAGAAAAAUCAUAUCGUUUUACAAGUUUAAGGCCCUAUCUCUGGAAAAUGAUGCAUAUUUAAAGUCUCUGAAACCAGCUGUACAAUUGGAAGACCAGAAAUUGUCUGUGUACGUGGAUGAAAACGGAAUUAAACAUGAGAAUAUCUUAGAUCCUGAUGAUUUUGGCCCCAGUCUCUUAGAAGACAAUGCAGAAUUUAAAAUAGAAGUAGAGAUUGAGGAAGAAAAGUCAUUUGGAGAUACAGAAAUACAUGUUAAGAAUGAAGAUACAUUGCAAGAUUCAGAGUCAGAUGAAGAGCCGUUGAGUGUGGUACAGAAUGUUAAAUAUGAAAAUGUCAAAAAUGAUUAUAAUGAAAAUGCAGCAGUGCACAAAAAACGGAGGCAUCCCAAAAAAGUAAAACUACCAAAAAAAGGAAAGGUGAAAGAAGAGUGUCAAGUGUGUGAGGAGUGCGGCAAGUCCGUCCGUAACCUCAAGGGUCAUUCCCUUCUUCACCAACAAAAGGGUGAGAGGCAGAUGAUUCAGUGUAAGCUCUGCCCGAAACUCUUCAGUACUGAUUCAGGUCGCCACAAACAUUACCGUAACAUCCAUUUAGGCUUAUCUAAUGUAAGAAAAUCUAUAUGUGAUAUUUGUAAUAAAGAGGUUAAAUAUCUGAAGGGACACAUAAGGAUGAUGCAUAAUCGGGAAAGUUUACCAUAUGGCUGUGUGUCAUGCGACCGCCGUUUCACGUGCCGUUCGGCACUUGAGAAACACAUGGCCCAACAUGUUGGCGUGCCAGAAAUACCAUAUGAGUGUGAUAUAUGCAAAAGGAGGUUCCGCAAUAAGAAUCUUGUCUCAAAACAUAUACGGCAAUUCCAUUUAAAUGAAAAAAAUUAUCAAUGUGAAAUCUGUUCUAAGACUUUUUUCGAGAAACGACCAUUUAUUAUUCAUAUGGACUCGCACUCUGACGAGCGACGAUACAAAUGCAAGGAGUGCGGCCUAGGCCUCAAGACACAGGGCACACUUCGAAAACACAUGAUUGUGAUUCACAGUGACGUCAGGAAGUACCCGUGUACAGUGUGCAGUAAGAGCUUCAAGAUAUCAGCGAUCCUAAAGGACCACAUGCGAACACACACGAAGGAGAAGCCUUACCCGUGUCGAUUCUGCGACAUGCGCUUCGGCCGCCGACACCAUCUCAAGCGACACGAGUUCACCAUUCACAAGAAUAUGAAAACAGAAUGAGUUGCAAUCUCUUCAAAAGUUACAGUUGAAACUCGGCCUGACGU